AUGUAUUAUCAAAAUAUAAUUAUAAAUACAUUUAAACACUUUCAAGGAUUUACAAAAUCCAGUUACAUUGUUACGAAUAUUUGUCUAUUAAAUUUAAAGAAAAACAAGUUUAUAACAUAUUUGCCACAAAUUAACAAAAUAAAAGAACAUUAUCGUACAUAUGAAUUAAAAAGUUCGUCACAAAUUUUUAUUAUAUCAGGUAGUUUUUUGUUUAAUUUAUUUAAACCUGAGAAAGAAAAAGAUGAAGUUGAAGAGUUAACAAUGACAAUCAAACGAUCAAUUUUAUUAAUUCAGAAGGAAGAGUUUUUAAAAGCGGAGCAAAUGCUGCAUAUUGCUUUACGACAAGCCCAAACUUUGCAACAUUAUGAUGGUAUAACUUAUGUAUAUGAUGUAAUGGCAAAUCUAGCAUAUGACCUAAAUGACUUUAAAAAAGCAGAAAAGUUAUUUAUAUCAGUUUUAAAACGAUUAAUAGCUAAGGGAAUUCCUGAAGAUGAUUUAGCAGUUAUUCAUAUCAGUAUUAAAAUUGCUGAUAUAUAUGACAAAAUAGGAAAUGUAGAAAAAGCAGAAAAUGGUUAUAAAUUUUGUUUGGAAAAUUUACAAAAUCAUUUAGCUAAAGACAGUGAAAAUCAAGAUGUAUUACAAUUAUUAGGUUUAAAUUUAGAAAAGUAUGCAUCUAUGCUCUUUUCACGAGCACAAUAUACUGAUGCUCUUAAGUAUUUUAUCCAAGCUUAUGAUGUAUCUAUAAAAGUAAAUGGUGAAGACAGUGAGCAGACUGUUGUUUUACUAAAUGAUUUAGGUAGUGCCAAUUACAUGUUACAAAAAUAUGAUAAAGCCAUUGAGUAUUUAACUAAAGCUGCAGAAUUAGGUAAUAUCAACACAUACACACACAUCAUUGAAGGAGAACGUUUAGCAAAAGAUGGAAAUAAUGAAGAAUCUAUGAUAGAAGCUAAAAAAUGCCUUGAAAAGAUAAAAAGUUUAAUAUCUUAA
Messenger RNA from Habropoda laboriosa, 987 nucleotides. It is a transcript of the gene Ttc19, whose product is annotated as tetratricopeptide repeat protein 19 homolog, mitochondrial. The record is from RefSeq and is a predicted model, not a curated record. Bases 1 to 987 code for a protein of 328 amino acids. Gene Ontology annotation, cellular component: mitochondrial inner membrane. Gene Ontology annotation, molecular function: protein binding. Gene Ontology annotation, biological process: mitochondrial respiratory chain complex III assembly. The transcript is spliced from 4 exons. NCBI's taxonomy places the organism in Eukaryota, Metazoa, Arthropoda, Insecta, Hymenoptera, Apidae.